CUGAGGAGGGUAAUAACAAAACCAUAGAUCAGUCGCUACCUAAUACUGAUAAAAUGGAUGGUGGAAUAGGUUCACGUAAACCUAGUCAUACGAAGCAGGUUGAUUCCGGAAGUAAUGAUGCAUCUACGUUUUCCUCGGAAAAUAAAUUGGAUGCCCCAUCCGAUAGCGACUUUAAGGAAGAUACCACGAGUAAACAAAAUUAUGACGCAGGACUAUCAGCCAGUGAUGAUGAUGAUGCAAUAGGGAUGCCUAGGUAUACCGAUAAUACACCUAGGUUCAUUUACAAAAGAAGCGCCACAUCGCACAAAGUACCAGGUAUUCCGGCCAAAGCUCUUAAGAGACCUCGUAAAAACAAAGCAAAAUGGCUGCCAUUUUAAACACUCUAUUAGGAC
Molecule: messenger RNA, 392 nt
Organism: Owenia fusiformis
Lineage: Eukaryota; Metazoa; Annelida; Polychaeta; Sabellida; Oweniidae
Source: the annotation of a GenBank genome assembly